AUGCUGGUGAGGCCCAGUUUUAGAGGACUGCCUAAUUAUCGGCGCUUUUAUAAUAAUGAGGUACGAAAUUUCUUAAUCACCGGACGUGGUAAUGGUCCAGGCUCCAGUGGUGGAGAUUAUUAUGGUAAUUUUGCAUCAUCUAUAAUUUCUCAGAAUGGUGAUUUAUCAUAUAUCGAAAGAAAGGAAAAAAGAAAACUCAGAGAAAGAGAUUUUAAUGAACUUGAGGAGGUGAAUGAAAAUGGCGCGGAAACCAUUCAAAAGGUCAAAGCUAAAACAAACACAAUUGCAGAAGGUACACUCUGGAGUGCACAUGAGAAAGAGGUUUUCUUCUCGCUAUUGGCAAGAUACUCCAUCCAUCAGCUAGAUUUAAUUGUAGACCAGCUCCCAUCUAAAACAACAAUUGAAGUGCUCAACUAUUAUUAUCUCUUGAAAAAUGAACUAAAAGCAUUAAAAAGUAAGUUCAGGGGAUCACCUUCACAUGUUCAUAAAUGUAAAGUGAUUAUGAACCAUAACCAACAACCAAUUCUCCAUGACUACAAAAUUAAGAAGUCGUACAACUCAUUGUGCUCUAUGAAGCACAUACCAAUUGCAUAUGAGAUGAGUGAAAGGUUCAUUGAUAUGGAAGAGAUCCAGGCUAAGUUAAUGAUAGAAAAGGAAAUGAAACUUCUAAAUGACUUUCACAAAAAGUUUAUGGUGGAUAUGGAUGAAUACGAUAAAGAAGCAUCUACGCUUAUGAUCCGCAGAAAGGGUAGAGUACGAGGCAAAGGAUCUAUAAACAACAUGACAGAACAAAAGCAGGACAGUCCUGCAUUACAGUAUCACAAAUCAGGUGCCCUUCGAUACUCUUCACAACUAUCUCCCCUUGAAUAUCCGAUACCAGAUUCUGAAACUUUCACUCAAGACUCCCUGUUGAUAGAUAUUGAUAACUGUCACCGGAUAUCGCAACGCAUGUAUCGAGAAUACUACGGACCCAAAACUACCAAAUACUUUAUUAAAGUGCACUACCCACCAAUAACACUUCUUGAUAAACUAGCACGCCUCCGCACGAAAGAAAUCAUAUUAAAAUUAAUGAGCUCCAAAACAAUUAAAGAAUGGGUUACGGGAUCUUCCACCGCUGAACGUGAAUUUACAGUUGCAGAUAUACACAGGGUACUUGGGGAACCAAGUAAAAAGAUCCAGUUUUAUGUAGAACCGAAAGUGAAUUUGGAAGAUAAGAACAAGAUGGGAAAACGCAAAUACAAGAGAGGCAAUUCUGAGGAUAGGAAUACAACAUUAACUGACGAAUCCGAUCCGAGCUCUGAACAUGAAUUAUUGCUGGAUUCGUCUAAUGUAAUCCGUUCGGAUUCCGAUUCGGAACCACCGAACAUCGUUAUAGAAGACUGUGAGGACGAAAAUCGACCUUCUGAUGAUUUCUACCUGCCAACACCACCAGUUGGUGUCCCUCUUCAUAUAUCGCAGCUUCCUCAAAACAUUCGGUCUCUUGAGACACAAUUGGAAACUUCCAUCAACAAACUAAUUACCGAAAGGCUUCAUUUAAAAGAAACAGUGAUGUUGGACAAAUGGGACGUACAAGAAUCGAAAAAUUAUGAGCAUGUCCUUCUUACGGCCUUGACAACUUACAGAGAGACUGAAGCUGACGUUGAUAGUUCAAUGAAUGAUAUCGAUUCUGCUUUUGAAAUGAUCGAAGACGAAGAUUUUGGUGAUUCAGAAAGUGAAAGUGAGAUGGAGCAAGGUAAAACCUUUGAUGGAGAAGAUGCUAUAGUAGAAAUGGAUGAUAGAAUGAUAGCGGACUUUACCUACCUAUUUCCUGUUUACUAA
Molecule: messenger RNA, 1818 nt
Organism: Dujonia railenensis
Lineage: Eukaryota; Fungi; Ascomycota; Pichiomycetes; Serinales; Debaryomycetaceae
Source: the annotation of a GenBank genome assembly